GAUGGCUCUGCGGCUCAAGGCGGGGAGAGUCUCGGGGAGCGGUAGCCGGCGGCAGGGAAGCGGGGGAGGCUUUGUCUGGGUGACGGGGUCGCUUCCUUCCAGAUUCUCCCUCCAGAAGGAAGCCGAAGGUGUGGGUUCUAGUUUCCUUGCUACGAAUGCUCUGUAUGUGACCUUGGACAAGCCGUUUGCCUUCUCCAGACCCCUCUUCAGUACAAUGAGCCGGGGCACCCGGUGGUCUCCGCGCUCUCUUCCCGCUCAGUGAACCUCGUCUGGCCUCGGAACGUAAGCUCCUCCGGGCCCAGAGCCGCGCAUGCAGGCGGCGCUCAAUAAAGGCGUUUCUUAUCUCUGGCGGAAGGAGGGGAGCCUCGAACCCAGCGCCUGAGCUCCCCCUGAGCCUGGUGCAGGCCCGAACGGACGCAGGGCACGUUUUUAGGCAAACGUCGUAGGUUUGUGCUUUGUGGCCUCCGGGGGACUGAUUCCGCCCCACCUCCCUGCACACUGUGUGCACGGGCGCCCCACCUUCCCACGUAUCUGCUCACCAGUCUGCCCGCGCGUGCAGGACUUCCGACAGCUGUUAUUCUCCGGACCCAGGGGCGCCCAAAGGGGAUCCGUAAGAAUGGGUUGUGUUUUUCCUAAAUGUUCCACUUUGUUUCUCCAAGCCUGACCCCAGAAGGCCUUCCCGGCAGCCACCUCUGCCUGCAACUCCAGCAUGCCUUUCCCCUGGGGACUCUGCCUGAUGCACCGGAGCUGGGCAAGACCUCUCCGAGGGACAGCCCCUCUUCUGGGCUCCCCGGCCCGCCGCCUGACACUGAGCGCGCCAAGGAGAAUCUCAGAUUUCAAUAGUUUUGUUGUUCGGACUAAUACUUGUGGAGAAUUGCGUUCCUCUCACUUGGGCCAAGAUGUCACCUUGUGUGGAUGGAUUCAAUACAGAAGGCAAAGCCUUUUCCUGAUCCUGAGAGACUUCCAUGGACUCAUUCAAGUCGUCAUUCCCCAAGAUGAGUCAGCUACCUCUGUGAAGAAAGUAUUAUGUGAAGCUCCCAUAGAAUCUGUUGUUCAGGUUACUGGAACUGUUAUCUCGCGGCCUCCAGGGCAGGAAAAUCCAAAAAUGCCAACAGGUGAAAUUGAAAUCAAAGUGAAAACAGCUGAACUUUUGAAUCCUUGCAAGAAGUUGCCCUUUGAAAUUAAGGACUUUAUAAAGAAAACAGAAGCUCUUCGUAUGAAGUAUCGCUACUUAGACUUACGUAGUUCCCAAAUGCAGUAUAACCUAAGACUGAGAUCUCAGAUCGUCAUGAAAAUGCGGGAAUACCUCUGUAAUCUACAUGGAUUUGUGGAUAUUGAAACACCAACAUUAUUCAAGAAAACUCCAGGGGGUGCAAAAGAAUUUGUGGUACCAUCAAGGGAACCCGGAAAGUUUUAUUCACUUCCUCAGAGUCCUCAACAGUUCAAGCAGCUUUUGAUGGUUGGAGGUUUUGACAGAUACUUCCAAAUUGCCCGUUGUUAUCGAGAUGAAGGUUCUAAGCCAGAAAGGCAACCUGAAUUUACCCAGGUUGACAUAGAGAUGUCUUUUGUAGACCAGGCUGGAAUCCAGAAAUUAAUUGAGGGCUUGCUUCAGUAUUCGUGGCCUACGGAUAAAACCCCUCUUACUAUUCCUUUCCCUUCUAUGACUUACACUGAGGCUUUGAACUUAUAUGGGACUGAUAAACCAGAUACUCGCUUUGGAAUGAAGAUUGUUGAUGUCAGUGACGUAUUUCGGAAUGCAGAGAUUGAAUUUCUUCAAGAUGUACUUAAGGAACCCCAAGGCACCAUCAAAGCCAUAUGUAUUCCUGGAGGAGCAAAAUAUUUGAGAAGUAAAGACUUUGAGACCAUUAAGCAAUUUGCUGUUGACCAUUUUAAUCAGGAGGUUUCACCCGUAUUUCUGAAGACCAGUGGAAGUGGGAAGUCUCCACUUACUAAACUCUUAAAGGAAGAGGAGAAAUCAACCCUAAUCAGACUAAUGAGAGUCCAAGAAGAAGAUAUGCUUCUGUUAGCUGCUGGAGAACAUAAAAAAGUGUGUUCUGUAUUAGGAAAAUUACGCCUGGAAUGUGCUGACCUUCUGGAGGCCAGAGGAGUAGAGCUUCGUGAUCCAGCUCUGUUCCACUUCCUCUGGGUGGUAGAAUUUCCACUCUUCCUUCCUAAAGAGGAGGAUCCCACAGAACUAGAAUCAGCCCAUCAUCCAUUUACCGCUCCUCACCCCAACGAUGGCCACCUUCUCUACACUGAGCCAGAAAAGGUUCGAAGCCAACAUUAUGAUUUAGUGCUGAAUGGCAGUGAGAUAGGAGGUGGUUCUAUUCGAAUUCAUAAUGCAGAGCAGCAACAGUAUGUCCUGGAAACAGUGUUAAAGGAAGAUGUUAAAAUGCUCUCUCACCUACUUCAGGCUUUAGAUUUUGGGGCACCACCCCAUGGAGGAAUUGCUUUAGGGCUAGACAGAUUAGUGUGCCUUAUCACUGGAGCACCAAGCAUAAGAGAUGUCAUUGCCUUUCCAAAGUCCUUCCGGGGACAUGACCUGAUGAGCAAUGCCCCAGAUUACAUGUCUCCUGAAGAGAUAGAGCCCUACCAUAUCCAGGUCAAGAGCCCAGAAGUCACAGACAGAAAAGAUGUCAAGUCUGUCAUCUCUGAAACUGAGUCUUCACAAGAGUUGGUGUUCCCGAGCCUUGCCAAAGCUGAGAAUCCCUAGGCCAGACUCCUGAACAUUAGGAAAGAAGGAAGUCUGGCCCAUGACCAGAGGGCCAGUGAAGAAGGUGUGCAACACAUGGAAGGUGUCUCCUCUCUCAGUCAUAGAAUCCAGCAUUGUCACAGACAGAGAUGCUGGGCCCACUGGGUGGCUAGGAUGGCUGCUUUGUGCCCACUCAUCAUGGUUCUCCAGGGCGUUCUUUGUUCUGGCCAAAAAUGGCCAGAAUUGUGUCCGGUAGAAAAUGCUGCAAUCAUGGGAUUUGGUGAUUCAAGCCAACACAAGGUCUUAUCCCACAGUGGAACUAUCUAAAUUGUGAUGUUUCACUUGCAGUGUGGAAAAGGAAACUGGGCACCAGGCAAGAAAUCAGUCAGGAGGCCCAGCUCUAGGGUCAGGGGCCCCAAGAUUAUCUCACACUCAGCCAGGAUCUUUAUCUGCAACCUAAUCAUGAUACCAUUGGCCUAUCUCACAAGGUAGUUAUGAGGAUUAAAGGGAAAAUUAAAGUGUUCUGCAUCUAUUAAGUGCUAUUAUUAACUACCAAAAAUACAUAUAGAGGCAGCUAAUCAGUUGUAUAACUAAAGCCCAAACAAAAAUGAAUAACAGAUUUGUAAAUCAACUGUUUUAUGUUGUUUAAAAAAUACUAAUUUAAUUACUAAAUGUAAACCUCUGGAUUAGAAGCAUCAGGAAAUGAGGUACUAAUUGAGAUUUGAUGACAUAGAAAGAACAUGUUCUGACUACCACACUAGUGGUAAUCUUGUGUACCUCGGGGCUUACUUAACUGAUACUCACCUACCAUUCCUAAGUUACCAAACCCAGAAGAGUUUGUUGUGAGAAAAACAUUUCAUGGCCUAUAAAACACAGCUCUGUAAAAGUGACCUUAAUGGUACUAAUGAAAAGAAGAAAGUUGGUUCAAUUAAUUAAUGAUUAGAGUUGACACUAGAAAUAUAAACAGGACUGUGAUUAAUUAUACUUCCCCGACUUAGCUUAAAUUGGAUUAUAUGCAUUUGGUCCAAAAUUUUACCUUCCUUUUUUUCAUUAUAUUACAGCAGUUGAGAGAUAUAAAUCUUGGGCUUAUGAUCUAAUCGGCUAAAAAAAUAUAUUUUUCUGGUGAAUAGAAUUUGUCUUUGAUUCUAUUUUGAAAUGUACAUAACAUAGAUGGAGUUAAACUACAGAAAAGUUGGCUAACCAGUAGGUGGUGCUUUUCCCUCAAGUUUGUCUUAAAAACAUCUCGCCUAACUUUGGUGGGCACUUGGUGAACAGAAAAUUUUUAAUGGAUUUCAAUAGUGACAUCAAAGUUAAUUGUGUUUUUCCUUCUUAGUAUCAACUAAAGGUUUUUCUGAAAUGAACUGAAAACCUUCAUUAGACAAUAAAGUCCUAUUUUUUCCCAUUA
Messenger RNA from Sarcophilus harrisii (Tasmanian devil), 4097 nucleotides. It is a transcript of the gene DARS2, whose product is annotated as aspartyl-tRNA synthetase 2, mitochondrial. The transcript is spliced from 17 exons. The record is from RefSeq and is a predicted model, not a curated record. The coding region runs from base 710 to 2713 and encodes 667 amino acids. Gene Ontology annotation, molecular function: aspartate-tRNA ligase activity; nucleic acid binding; ATP binding. Gene Ontology annotation, cellular component: mitochondrion; cytoplasm. Lineage: Eukaryota; Metazoa; Chordata; Mammalia; Dasyuromorphia; Dasyuridae. Gene Ontology annotation, biological process: aspartyl-tRNA aminoacylation.